Molecule: messenger RNA, 1358 nt
Organism: Ochotona princeps (American pika)
Lineage: Eukaryota; Metazoa; Chordata; Mammalia; Lagomorpha; Ochotonidae
Gene: DNAJC22
Product: DnaJ heat shock protein family (Hsp40) member C22
Exons: 3
Coding region: 185-1210 (341 amino acids)
Biological process (GO): endocytosis
Cellular component (GO): plasma membrane; early endosome
Source: RefSeq, a predicted model, not a curated record
GGAGGGGAGUGACAGGGGCCAUUUUGGUUCCGCGGAGCGUCGGGGCUGCCCGCGGUGUGACCAGGGGCUAAGGCUAACCGUGGGUCCACGAGAACCAGGAAUCUGGCAGAGUGCCCUGAGAUGAGCUCUGCACUCCGAGCAAUGACAGGUCCCACCGGACUGGGCUGAGACCUCGCCCUGGACAAUGGCCAAGGGACUCCUGGUGACCUAUGCCCUCUGGGCUCUAGGGGGCCCUGCUGGGCUCCACCAUCUGUACCUGGGAAGGGACAGCCACGCCCUGCUCUGGAUGCUCACCCUGGGUGGCGCUGGACUGGGCUGGCUCUGGGAGUUCUGGAAGCUCCCAAGCUUUGUAGCUCAGGCCAACAGAGCCCAGGGCCAGAGACCAAGCCCGGCAGUGGGGAUACCCCCUCUGAGUCCCAUUCGUUUUGCUGCCCAAAUCCUAGUGGGUAUCUAUUUUGGCCUUGUGGCUCUGGUCACUCUUUCUUCAAUGGCCAACUUCUACAUUGUGGCUCUGCCCCUGGCAGUGGGCCUAGGGGUCCUGCUGGUGGCUGCUGUCGGCAGCCAGACCUCAGACUUCAAGAACACGCUUGGGGCAGCAUUCCUCACCUCUCCCAUUUUCUACGGCCGCCCUGUGGCCAUCCUGCCCAUCAGCCUGGCUGCCAGCCUCGCAGCCCAGAAGCACCGGCGUUACAAAUCUCCCAUGAGGUCUGAGACACUCAGUGUGCGGCUGUACCGCCUGGGCCUGGCCUACCUUGCUUUCACGGGCCCGUUGGCAUACAGUGCCCUUUGCAACACGGCUGCCACCCUCCGCUAUGUGGCAGAAACCCUGGGCUACUUCCUGAGUUGGUUCAGCUUUUUCCCACUGCUCGGUCGCCUCGUGGAGGGUGGCCUCCUGUUGCCUUGCCGUGUCUGGUGGCUGCUGCUGGGGGACCCUGGCUUCAGCAGCAGCUCCUUCCAGGAGUGGGAGAAGCUCUAUGAGUUUGUGGACAGUUUUCAGGAUGAGAAGCGGAGGCUGGCUUCCCAGGUUUUGGGCCUUUCAGAAGGGGCAACAAAUGAAGAAAUACAUCAGCGCUACCGGGAGCUGGUGAAAGUCUGGCACCCGGACCACAACCGGGAACAGUCAGAGGAGGCCGGGAGGCGCUUCCUGGAAAUCCAGGCUGCGUAUGAAGUCCUGAGUCAGCCCAGGAGGGCCAGGGCCUCCGGGAGGUGAGAGCCAGCCUUCCUCACAGUGCAAGCUGGCCAGCAGUGCUGGAGUCUUGCUUGCUGACACAAAGCAUCCCAACGACGUUGAAGAAAUAAGCUUGCAGUCGAGAUGAGCAAACUUUAAAGGGGUGGGAAGGGUUAUGGUGAAAGCCUGU